GAUGACCCUCAACCUGUCAGCGUUUCGCGAAUGUCAGAUGUGCGUUUGUUUGGGCACAGCGAGACACAGCAGGAUAAGCGCACGUUGAUCCGAGAAAGAAAAACGUAUUUUUGAUAAGUGGCUACAAUGUUACUUCUCAUUAACUAACAUUCUCGUCUUAUUUCCAUUUCUGGAGUCGUUUGAAAACACGGGUUUGCCGCUAAAGAUCUCCAGCCUGCAGUAAGACAUGUCGUUGGCAGAGCCAGCAGAGUUGCUGCUGAUAAGGGACCAGUAUGACCGUGCGUUGGAGUGUCUGACCAGGGGCCUGGCGGCUGACCAGGCAGGGCAGGGGCCCCAGGCCCUGGAGCUGUACAGGAGGGGCCGGCAGCACCUAACCCUGGGCCUGGAGGUCCCUACCAGGGGGCCACAGAACCAGGGAGCCCCCUGGGACACGGCCAGGCAGUUGCAGCAGAAGAUGAGGGAGACUCUAACUAACAUCAGCACCCGACUAGCAAACAUGGAGACAGCAGGGGUGGGGACGGCGGGCCAGGGAAGCCCAGCGUUGGUGGAUCUAGUGGAUCUCUCUUCCCAGUGCCUCUACCCCACCCUUGGGCCAUUGGUGCCCCCUCAGCCGCUGCCUGGUUCCUCCAACCCCCUCCUCCAUCUCUACCCCACACUGCGACCCGGGGCUACCCCAACAGACAUCCUCUCUGCCGGGGCUACAGGCAUCACCAUGGCCCCCUCCCUGCCCAUCCUCCCUGCCCUGCCCCUGGGGCUCCCAGGAGAGCAGCCCCCAGCCUACACCCCCCAGCCCACCGACGGGCACCACAGCCUGGCUUAUAGCCCAGCCGGAGGAGGGGGUCUGGGGGUGGGGGGACCUCCACAGCUCGAGGGAGGGCCAGGGGGGUACGUAGAGGAGCUUUUGUUCCUCCCUCGGGGGGUGCAGAUGUUUUUCGUGUCGUCGGAUGGCCAGGUGAGCGCCCCAUCGUACCCGGGUUAUCUACGCAUCAUCAGGUUGAGCAGCCAGCUCAAAGACAUGGCCAACGGAGGAGCGUCAGCCUUCCUACACGUGUGUGACUGGCUGUACCCCCUGACUCCAGACACCCCAGUGCUUCUGUCUACCUCUGGGAUCUUUAUGUUUCCUGACACCAUGGCGGGGAUACCCGGGUCCUACGUAGGUGUUGUGCUGUCCUCUGAACUGCCUGCAGCAGACAGACAUGCCUUUCAGGACCUCCUCUCACAACUCACUGAGCUACGGGUACAGGCUCCAGAGGAGGGGGCAGGGUCAGAGAUCAUAAACCUGAGUGAGAAGGUUCCCAUUGGUCCCCCUGUGGAGGGGGCGGGAGAAGGGACAUGUGAGGAAGAACUCCCCCUACCUGAAUGGAGCGAGAAGAUGUCCCAAGGCAUCCUGGCAGGUGCAUCGUGGCUGAGUAAAGGGUUUGUGCGUGGAGCGGAGGCCACAGGUAAGGCCAUCCAGAAAGGAGCGUCUAAGCUGAGAGAACACAUCACCCCAGAGAACGUCCCGGCUGAGGUCAGCCCUGGUGUCACCAAGGGCCUGCACCACGCAAAACAGGCCACCGGGGGCGCUGUUCGCGUCAGUCAGUUCCUGGUGGACGGAGUGUGUACCGUAGUAGGCUGUGUUGGAGAGAAGCUGGCUCCGCAUGUAAAGAAACAUGGCAGUAAACUUAUCCCUGAGUCCAUGAAGAACACUAAAGAUGGCCGCUCCAACCUGGAUGGCGCUAUGGUGGUGGCAGUCAGCAGCAUUAAGGGUCUCUCUGCUAUGUGGACUGGUUUGGAAACUGGAGCUAAGAACAUCGGCAAGAGUGUCACCUCUGAGACAGUCAUGACCGUGAAGCAUAAGUAUGGCGAUGACGUGAGCAAAGCCACGGACACGGGCAUCCAAUCAGUGAUCAACGUGGGCGUGGCCGCGUUCAACGUGGACAACUUGGGUAUCAAGGGUGUCCUGAAGACUGCCGGAAAACAGACCGCUAAAGCUGUGGUCAGAGAGAGAAACGAUACCCCGCAGGUCCCAGUCGGGAACCACAACCACAACGGAGGACCAGAGGAGAAAGAGAUGUGGGAGAGGAAGAAGGAUGAGGAAGACAAGAAAUAGAUGUCAUACUCAUUUAUGUGGCUCUUGUCUAAUUGGCCCCUAUACAUUUUAGCCCCGAUAUCUUUAAGCUGUGUUCAUAGGCCCCUAUAUCUUAAGAACCACUCUGUGUGCUAAUAGGCCGCUAUAUAUUUUAUCCCCUCUCUGUGUUCAUAGGCCCCUAUAUCUUUUGGCCCCUCUCUGUGUUCAUAGGCCCCUAUGGUUUAUAAGCCCCUCUGUGUUAAUAGACCGUGAUAUAUUUUAUCCCCUCUCUGUGCUAAUAGACUCAUAUCUUUAGGCCCCUAUAUAUUUUGGCCCCUCUCUGUUCAUAGAUCUAAAUGGGGUAAAUGCUGUACAUGUAAGAAUCAUGGUGAUAGCUCUUCACUGCCUCCAGUUUGCAAAAAGGAGCUUGCAUCAUAUUGUUUUUAAAUCUAUCCACAGACCUUUCGCUGUAGGGUGAAGUUGCCCCUAAAAGCUGAUCUUGGGUGCUGUAUGUAGACGACAUAACUGUUCCCCUGAAUGUUGGAGCCAUAUUAAAUGAAGGAUAUUGUUUCAUAGAAUGUGUAAUAAUAUAUAACAUAUUUGUAUCUGUGCCAAAAUAUACCAAUAUAUAAAUGACACCGUUGUUGAUUUUCCUCUGUGCGGUUUGUAAUUAAACUGUCUAUUUUAUUAUUCA
This is a messenger RNA of Oncorhynchus masou masou (cherry salmon), 2744 nucleotides long. RefSeq names its product spartin a (gene sparta). The record is from RefSeq and is a predicted model, not a curated record. Gene Ontology annotation, cellular component: plasma membrane. Gene Ontology annotation, biological process: cell division; negative regulation of BMP signaling pathway. The coding region runs from base 227 to 2092 and encodes 621 amino acids. Lineage: Eukaryota; Metazoa; Chordata; Actinopteri; Salmoniformes; Salmonidae. The transcript has 8 exons.